AUGGCGUUCCGUUGGUACCAAUCGAAGCUGAGGACAUCACCGCUCCUGACGCAGAGUAUCACUACUGCGGUGCUCUUUGCAACGGGCGACACAAUGGCACAGCAGGGUGUAGAAAGGAGAGGUCUUGACAAACACGACCUGGCGCGGACGGGUCGUAUGGCCGCCUAUGGAGGAUGCAUCUUCGGUCCCGCAGCCACAAAAUGGUUCGGUUUCCUUGUGAGCCGUGUAAACCUGCCAUCCAAGAACGGUACCAUUAUUGCGCGCGUCGCCUGCGAUCAGUUCCUCUUUGCACCCGUCAACAUGACGGUCUUCUUGUCCAGCAUGGCCUACAUGGAGGGCAACUCACCCACGCAGCGUCUCAAGGACGCCUUCGUGCCUGGAUACCAAAAGAACUUGAUGAUCUGGCCCUGGGUCCAGUUUGUCAACUUCAAGUAUGUCCCUGCUGAGAUGAGGGUCUUGGUCGUCAACAUUAUCUCGCUUGGAUGGAACUGCUACCUCAGCUACCUCAACUCUGCCGGUGGCAAGAAGCCCGCUCUUCCAGUUGGUGAGACCAAGGAAGGUGGUCAAUUACCUCCUUCAUAG
This is a messenger RNA of Bipolaris zeicola 26-R-13, 582 nucleotides long. RefSeq lists its product as uncharacterized. The coding region runs from base 1 to 582 and encodes 193 amino acids. The record is from RefSeq and is a predicted model, not a curated record. The transcript is spliced from 5 exons. Gene Ontology annotation, cellular component: mitochondrion; cytoplasm; membrane. Lineage: Eukaryota; Fungi; Ascomycota; Dothideomycetes; Pleosporales; Pleosporaceae.